AUGAGCGCCUUGGGUGCAAGUUUGCGGAGCUUGAAAUGGUGUUUAAAUGAUCAAGUCACGACGACACCAAUAGCUGCUUUCAAUGGCUUGAUUUCGAAACAGUUCCAGCCAAACUUGAAAUUGAGCAACGAGGAACGUCAAUCAUCUGCUGGAGAUCAUUUGCUGUUCUUUAAUUUCCCGCAAAAUGCAGAAUUGAGCCCGGAUGGAUACUUCGAUUACCAAACUCCGAAAUCUAUCCUGAAGAACGAAAACCUUUGGUUCAAAAGACGAAUGUGGGCAUCAGGAACCAUGCAGUUUGUAUCUUCUUUGCAAGUGGAUCGGCACUACCAUUGUCACGAAACUGUGCGUUUCGUGAAACCGCUCAAAAACGACUAUUACGUUGGCAUCAACCGCCAAGUGUUGGACGCUGAAAGUAACUUGCCAGUCGUAAAUGAGCUGCGAACUCUAGUCUAUACACAAAACCUUCCGUCGACUCCGUCGGCGCAAGUCGGCUGGGAAACUCCUGAUUUUGACGAACCCAACAUUCACUCGACGCAACUGACGUUUGAGGAUUGCGAUAUCUUUCGAUACAGUGCGCUUACGUACAAUUCUCACAGAGUGCACUGGGAUCGGGCUUACUGCAGGAACAUAGAGGGCUACAAAGACGUUAUUGUUCAAGGCCCAUACAUGGUACACGCUAUACUCAAAUACAUGCAGUUUGGGCUAGGUUUGAGUGUCAGCGACAUAAAGUACAAGAACACGCAUAAUCUGUAUCCCGGCCAAAAGGUCGAUAUAGACGCCAGUCAAAAGCUCGCUACUCAAUGGGAUGUUGAAAUAAGAGAUACCAAUAGCAGACGGGUUUACUGUAAAGCCAGCGUAGGCGUAAAGUGA
Molecule: messenger RNA, 870 nt
Organism: Lachancea meyersii CBS 8951
Lineage: Eukaryota; Fungi; Ascomycota; Saccharomycetes; Saccharomycetales; Saccharomycetaceae
Source: the annotation of a GenBank genome assembly